Messenger RNA from Phyllostomus hastatus (greater spear-nosed bat), 3394 nucleotides. It is a transcript of the gene CACNG5, whose product is annotated as calcium voltage-gated channel auxiliary subunit gamma 5. The record is from RefSeq and is a predicted model, not a curated record. Gene Ontology annotation, cellular component: AMPA glutamate receptor complex; postsynaptic density membrane. The transcript is spliced from 6 exons. Gene Ontology annotation, molecular function: voltage-gated calcium channel activity; channel regulator activity. Lineage: Eukaryota; Metazoa; Chordata; Mammalia; Chiroptera; Phyllostomidae. Gene Ontology annotation, biological process: postsynaptic neurotransmitter receptor diffusion trapping; regulation of AMPA receptor activity; neurotransmitter receptor transport, postsynaptic endosome to lysosome. Bases 219 to 1046 code for a protein of 275 amino acids.
GGCGGCGGCAGCCACGGUCACGGUCGCGGUCGCGGAGCGGCUCGGCGGGACGACAGGAGAUCGGCGCCAGGGGAACCUCGCGCGCAUCCUACCGCCCGACAGGCGAAGCCGGCGAGGAGCGUUGCACCAGAAUCGGGGUCGCUGCGGCUCCAGCGAGAGCUUGCUCCCUGCUGGCGGGACCAGGGCCGAGGCCGGCCCCCCACUCAGCCUGCGGGAAGAUGAGCGCCUGCGGGAGGAAGGCCCUGACCCUGCUGAGCAGCGUCUUCGCCGUGUGCGGUCUGGGCCUCCUGGGCAUCGCCGUCAGCACCGACUACUGGCUGUACCUGGAGGAGGGCGUGGUCCUGCCCCAGAACCAGAGCACGGAGAUCAAGAUGUCCCUGCACUCGGGCCUGUGGCGCGUCUGCUUCCUCGCAGGCGAGGAGCGGGGACGCUGCUUCACCAUAGAAUACGUGAUGCCUAUGAACACCCAGCUGACGUCCGAGUCCACGGUCAACGUCCUGAAGAUGAUUCGCUCGGCCACACCAUUCCCUCUGGUCAGUCUCUUCUUCAUGUUCAUCGGCUUCAUCCUGAGCAACAUCGGACACAUCCGUCCCCACAGGACAAUACUGGCCUUUGUCUCUGGCAUCUUCUUCAUCCUCUCGGGCCUCUCUCUCGUGGUCGGCCUGGUGCUCUACAUCUCCAGCAUCAACGACGAGAUGCUCAACAGGACCAAGGACGCGGAGACCUACUUCAGCUACAAGUACGGCUGGUCGUUCGCCUUCGCUGCCAUCUCCUUCCUUCUAACAGAGAGUGCGGGGGUGAUGUCCGUGUACCUGUUCAUGAAGAGGUACACCGCCGAGGACAUGUACAGGCCUCACCCCGGCUUCUACCGCCCGCGGCUGAGCAACUGCUCCGACUACUCGGGCCAGUUCCUCCACCCAGACGCCUGGGUCCGGGGCCGCAGCCCCUCCGACAUCUCCAGCGACGCCUCCCUGCAGAUGAACAGCAACUACCCAGCCUUGCUCAAGUGCCCCGACUACGACCAGAUGUCGUCUUCCCCCUGCUGAGCCUCCCCGCCGGCCUCCUGGGACUGUGCACAGCCAGGCAGCUUCUCCUGAGCUCCCCUGCUGGCCUGUGAGCCCCAGGCCCGUGGUUGACAGGCCAGCCCCCCCUCCAAGCUUAGCUGUUGUCACUUGACCCAAAUUGUUUCCCUGCUUCCCGCCCCCUGCCAACCCAGUAUCUCUAACUGCCCCAGGGUGGCAACAGGGAUCUGGAGCCCUGGGCAAGCAGAUUGGCUGAGCGCAUGGGUGCAGCCUCACCUUUGGAGUGCCAGUCACACCAGCCACUCUCCCCUUUCCUGGGACAGGUGGGUGUCGCAGCCGUGUAUUGGUCCCUGCACACCCAGCUUCACGGCCCAGGCCAAGGCCAGCCCUGAGAGACCAGGCUCCUCCCUGCACAGGCCCAGCGGGACCUGAGUGCUUGCCAGCUGGCCUGGCCCUCACUCAUGGCGAUCUGGACCAUGGACCGAAAGGUGACUCUGAUGCAGAGGUCUGGCUGGUUCAGAAUUGUCCAGCAGUGUUCCUUGUGAAAUCUUUUAUUCUCUUUGUCACCCACCUCCCUCCAUGCAACACCCCUGUCUGUGCUCUCCACCCCCCACUCAGCCCCCCAGACUGUGAAUCCCUCCCCUUCUCCCACCAGAACUCAACUGCCCUAGGGGACUGACUAAGGGGGCUCUGAGGCCGCUGAUGAAGUCACAAAGAGGUGUUAAUGGCUGAUGAUGUCUUAAUCUGUAUGGCCCCUCCCUGACAUUUGACAGGGGUCUUCAAUGCCUUAACCCAAAGAAGUGACUCUGAUCAUGAGAAUUUCAGAAUUUUCCUGGCCUGAGUUCAUAUUCCCAGGCACUGUUUCAGGCUCUGGGGAUACUGUCCCUGCUCACAUGAGCCAUACGUCCAGUCCAAGACCCUCAGAUCCAAACACGUAGACAGACGUCUACACCACCUACGCAGAAAGCAGCUUUCAGAGAGGCUGCGUGGGACCCGGAGCUGGACUUGCUGACACCUGGUGCAUUUUGAAUCUAAACGAGCCAGGCUGGGAAUGACCGACCUGGCUGCUCUGCUGAGGACGCCUGUGAAUGUGGGGGAGGGGGGUUGCCAAUUUAAUCCUAACAUACGGCCGCAUCUGCCUCCUGGGUGUGGUACACAUGUAGGCAAACCGGUGUCCCCAGAAGGCGAGGCAGCCUGAUGCCCACUUUCCUAGUAGGAAACCUGAGCUGGGGUGUGCGGAGCACCUUCUGCCAAGUCCGAGGGGCAGAAAAUUGCGGCAGGACCUCUACAGGACCGGACCCCCUCGGUUCUCCAGGGGUCUCAGCUCCUGCGGUUUUGGAUUUGAGGUUCUGACCAGCAAAACAACAACGGGCUCUCUGCUGUAUUUUUGCUCUCCCUGCUUUUUCUCUCCUUCUCUUUAACAUAGCAUUAGUUCCUGCGUGCACAAAGCCACGGUGGGCCCCUCACGGGCUCUGGAAAGUUGUUCAGAAAAGCGCACGUGUGACAUGUGCAGCCUUCCAAAGGACAGUGUUUUGUGGGGUUGGCAGUGUGUGUGUGUGUGUGUGUGUGUGUGUGUGUGUGUGUGUGUGUGUUUGCCUGGCUGCCAUAACAGAAUGCCCCAGACUGGGUGGCUUCAACAACAGACAUUUAUUUCUCCCAGUGCUGGCAGCCAAGAGUCCAAGGUCAAGGUGUGAGGAGACUGGGUCUCUUCAGAGGCCCCUCCUUGGCUUGCGGAUGGCCAUCUUCUGGACCAUGUCCUCACACUGUCUUUUGUCUGUACGUGUGCACGCCCCUGGUGUCCAAAUCCCCUCUUUAUGGGGGCACCAGGCCGAAAUCUAACGAUUCAGCUUCAUGUAAAAAGUUCCAGAUUGCCCUCUCCAACCCUUCAACCCCUUCAACUUUUCAACCCUCACCUAUAAGCCAGUAGCAACUGUGAGGCCCCCACUCUCCCUCCGCUGGCACCUGCAACGACUGUUCCAGCCUUUGGUUACCGUGUAUGGAAUAAUCUGGCAGUACGGAAUAAUCUCCCGCAGCAAAGGAGUCAGUGAGUGUCCUUGGAGACCACCGGGAAGCUUUUCCAAACUCGACAAGUGGGUCGAUAUGCUCUACUCCCGUUUUUGUCAGUGUAAUUAGCACGUAGGAUGCACUUUUCCCUCCGUACAUAAAGCGCUCGUGCUCUGCCACGGGGCCGGCCUUGUCUCCGUGCGCCUGGGAAACACAGGAGCCACCGCGGGACACGAGCGGACUGCUGGCUGUGGCCGCACCAGGGUGCGCCUCGACUGGCCUGGACGCUGAGCUGCCAGACUGCAACUAUCCCAGUUUCCCUCCCAGCCGGAAAUUAACUUCAGAACUGGACCCUGUUUGCCACCUCU